Molecule: messenger RNA, 5670 nt
Organism: Hibiscus syriacus
Lineage: Eukaryota; Viridiplantae; Streptophyta; Magnoliopsida; Malvales; Malvaceae
Product: protein ESSENTIAL FOR POTEXVIRUS ACCUMULATION 1-like
Molecular function (GO): protein binding
Source: RefSeq, a predicted model, not a curated record
UUUCCGCUCACAAAACGCAACCAAAGCAAAGCAAAGGGAAAACAAAACGAGCGACACAAAACAGCACCAUUUGGUUCUCUGCCUCUUUCACCGAUCGUCCAUGCUCACUCAUCUGCCUCUGAUUCCCGCCGCCACCUCACCGUCAACCCUCCCCUUCCGAUCCCCAAAGAUGUUCAAGGAUCUGACAAUCCUAUUCCGCUUUCACCACAAUGGCUUCUGUCAAAGCCAGGGGAGAGUAAGCCUGGAAUAGGAACUAUGGAAAGUCAUCCUGCCCCAUAUCCAGCUCAUAGAGGUUGCCCCGAAGUCAUGAAGCCAUUGGGAAAUGGCGAGGGGAUGCAUGAUACCCAAAAGAAGGAUGUUUUUAGGCCAUCCUUGCUUGAUAUGGAAACAGCGCGAGAUCGCUGGCUUGAUGAAGAACGAGAUACCCAUUCAUCUGUGCGCAAAGAUCAUUGGAGGGAUGGUGAUAAAGAGCUUGGUGACACCCGCAGGAUGGAUCGAUGGGUAGAUAACUUGCCAUCAAAACAAUUUGGAGAAGCACGCCGUGCACCCACUGAGCGGUGGACUGAUAACAAGGAAUCAAAUUAUGAUCAAAAGCGUGAGAGCAAAUGGAACACACGCUGGGGGCCUGAUGAUAAAAACAUUGAAAGGUCGCGAGAUAAGUGGGCUGACUCUGUAAGAGAUGGUGAUUUGCCUCUUGAAAAAGGGUUGUCUCCUCUUUCCAGUCAGGGAAAGGAUGUGAGGGAGGGUGAUCACCAUCGGCCAUGGAGAUCCACCUCUUCUCAAAGUCGAGGAAGGGGAGAGCCUCCUCAUCACCAAAUACUAACUCCAAGCAAGCAGGCUCCCACGUUUUCUUACGGCCGGGGACGUGGAGAAAGUUCCCACCCUUCAUCAUAUUCUGGUAGCCAUGGAAGGGGAAGUUCUGGUGGAAACUCAGGGGCUAGUAUAACUUCUCAUCAUCAAACUCUAGGAAUCAUAUUUGACAAGCGCGAUUUCGACCAUGGGGAGCCAUCCCCUUUAAGAUAUGGUAGGAAAAAAUUGCUUGAUGUAUAUAUGAGGACUGACAUGAGAGUUUACCAAAAACUUGUUGAAGAGCUUGUAUCGGUGCCUUCUCUUGCUCAGAAUGAACCAUUAGAACCUCUAGCUCUUUGUGCUCCUAGUCCUGAUGAAAUGCUUGUUCUAAAGGGAAUUGACAAAGGGGACAUAACAAGUAGUGGUGCUCCACAGAUGCCUAAAGAUGGACCUGUCUGCCAGAACUCUACAGAGUUUACUCCUUCAAGACGAAACAAGAUUGGCAGUAGAGAAGAUUUACCAACUGCCAUUGAUGAUUCUAAAGAGGAAAGUUCUGACAUUCCAAACAGCAGUUAUUCACAGAAUGAAAAGCAUAAGGGACACCCAGAUACUAAAUUCAAAUAUGAAGUUGUGGAGAAUAGGGGUCCUUACAGAAAGGGUGAUGAGGUGCCCAUAGAUAUGGAAUCAAGUAGACAAGUAACUAACUCUGUUAAUCCCGGCACCAUGUGGAGAACCUCUUCGUUUGGAGAACAAUCACCUGCGGUCAAACAGCCAAAUGAUGUCAGGUCAAGAACCCCCGACAUGAGCUGGUCACAACCACAGAAAGAUAUGGUUAACCAACGAGAAAGUAAUGUAACAAAUUCAUCCUAUUCUAGAGAUGGAGAAAAUUGGCAAUCCAGUGAGGAUCCUAUCCUUAAGAGGCAACCAUCCGGUGUUUUGGAGAGGGAACCUGAGCCUAGGAAGCUGCCUGCUCCGGAGGAGCUUAUCCUUCACUACAAAGAUCCUCAAGGUGAAAUUCAAGGCCCUUUUUCUGGAAUUGAUAUCAUAGGCUGGUUUGAGGCAGGAUAUUUUGGGAUAGAUUUGGAAGUUCGGCUCGCAAGUGCACCGAAGGACUCACCAUUUUCAUCACUUGGUGAUGUAAUGCCCCACUUAAGAGCUAAAGUACGGCCACCACCUGGAUUUAGUGUAUCAAAACCAGGUGAAUUAUCAGAUUUUUCAAGAAAACCAAAUUUUAGUAGCCUUGGGAAAGUUCAUACUGGUGCAAGUGAUACUGAUAUAAUCGGAAAUGAGCCAAGGCCUGCAACAGAAGCUGAAAAUAGGUUUUUGGAGUCGCUCAUGGCUGGUGGCAUGAGUAAUCCACCCCAAGGUCUACAAGGAUAUCUUCCAAAUAAUCCUGGUAGCAUUCCGGCAUCUGGAAUAGAAAAUGAGAGUGAUCUCUAUCUCUUGGGUAAGAGAAUGGCUCUGGAACGGCAGAGGUCAUUACCCAAACCCUACCCUUAUUGGCCAGGGAGAGAUGCUGCAUCUUUGGUUUCAAAGCCAGAUAUCAUCUCUGAGUCUCCUGCAGCUCAAGCAAAACUCCUCAAGUCAUUGACUGACAACACCCUUCAGCCACCUCAUCCACAAACUGUUGAUUUGAUGUCCAUCCUACAAGGAUCACCUGACCGGUCUGCUCCUGCAGUAAAUUAUAGUGUUGGGGGUUGGUCAAAUUUUCCUGCACAAGGUGUAUCGGAUCCUCUUCAAGAUAAGAUUGAGUUACAUCAUACUCAAAAUUUUCCUACCCAAGUGCCCUUCGGGAUCCAACAAACUCCUACCCCAUCUUCCUUGACUAGUUUGCUUGGUCAAACUAUGGAUAAUCCAUCUGGCAUUUUAAAACCUGAAAGUGUAAUCUCGUCAACUUUAUCUCAAGAUUCCCAACUGCUAAAUAUGUUGCAGCAGCAGUAUUUAAUGCUGCAGCUACAACCCCAGACACCAGUACAACAAGCACAGCAUAUGCUGCUGCUUGAAAAGAUCAUGUUUCUUAAGCAGCAACAGAGACUGGAGGAACAGCAAAAGUUUCUACGGCAACAACAAUUGCUCUCACAGGUUUUGCAAGAACAUCAAUCCCAGCAGCAUUUUGGUGAACCCUCUUACUUACAGGCUUCAAUACCAACAGGGAAUUCAUCCAUGGAUCCCAGUCUACUUAAACUGUCGUCACAGGAUAUUCUUCAGAGUGGUUCACAGAUCUCUGGCACCCAAGAUGAACAUGCAUUUAACUUAGUGAAUCUGUCACCACAAGUCUCCAGGGAUACGAGUUAUGCUGUCAGUUCUGGAUCUCAGCCCGUGCUUCUACCACAUGAGAUGCACAGUAGUAUAAAUUUUGAGAAGAGCUUGGGGACUAAUGCACCAGAACUGGUUAAUGGUAUCCAACAGUCUUUACCAGUGACAGCAAUCAUUGAAAACUCACCCUCAUUGGAAGUAAACCUAUCCACCCAGAUGGCUUCUGACUGCCAUGCUGUUACUUUGGAGCAGCCAUGGGACUCUGCUCGGAAUAUUGAUGAAAUUGCACCAGCUCUACCUCUUGUGAAUGAUGCAAUUUGUGGAACCUUGGAACACCAUGAAACUGCUGUUGCUAGAACCUGUAAAACUAAUACACCUAAUGAGGAUGUCCAACCUACUGCUGCUAUCGAUGAACUGCAAGUUCAAAGAGAGAAAAGCAAUGAUCAGCCUUCAGUGGUGAGAGAAGUUAAGAAUGUUGAAGUUCAUGAGGUAAGAAAGACUUCUGAAAAGAAGUCUAGAAAGCAAAAAUCUAACAAAUCACAAACUUAUGACCUUGCAAAGGGACAUUCAAAGGCUUCCUCUUCGGUGCAAUUGAAAACAUCCGAAACUGAAGUGCCAGUUGUUGAUACUAACACUGCUGGACGUGACAUUGAUGUUUUGUCUCCUGGGAAGAAAGAACAGAACAAAUCUAGUAUCGCCCCCAUGGAUUCCCACUAUGCUGUAAGCACUUCAGCUGCUAACAUUGUCAUGGCUGAUGAUGUAACCAAAGAACUCAAGGAUGAGUCCUGUCUUUCUGGCUCUUUCCCAGUACAUAACCCAGGUGCACAGCCUGCGGUACGUGCUUGGAAACCUGCUCCUGGUUUCAAGCCAAUGUCACUAUUGGAAAUCCAACAGGAAGAACAGAGGAAGGUUCAAAUGGAGGUGGCUGUAUCAGAGGUUACUUCUGUGAAUUCUUUGAAUUUGUCAACUCCGUGGGUUGGGGUUCUGUCUAGUUCAGAACCCAAAGUGUCUAGAGAAAGUCAAAGAGAUGCAGGUUUAGCCGAGGUAGCUAUUGUGAAAUCUGAAAGUUCUUUAAAUCUGAUGACUAAAAAGAGCCCGAAGAGCCCAUUACAUGACCUGCUGGCAGCAGAAGUUUUGGCAAAAUCCCGGGAAAAAGCUGUUGAUGUUCCUGAAACUAUUUGUACAUCUUCUGCCAGUGUUGCCACUGCAAAUGUGGAGCCUAUUGAUGAUGACGAUUUUAUCGAGGCUAAAGAAACUAAAAAGAGCCGAAAAAAGUCCAAAGGAAAGGGCACUGGAGCAAAAGUUUUAGUUCCUCUUAGUACUGCUGAUGUGCAUCCUGUUAGUGCUAGUACUGUUCAGAAAGGCAAAGGUUCUCGUCCAGCACAGCCGGAGAAGGAGGUAUUGCCUUCAGUUGCCUCGGGUCCUUCAUUGGGAGAUUUUGUUCCUUGGAAAGAGGAGCAGAUUAACCCUUCCCUCACUCCAGCAUGGUCUGCUGAUUCUAAGAAACUAACUAAACCCACAUCAUUAAGGGACAUACAAAAGGAGCAGAAGAGGAAUUCCUCUUCCCAUCCCACUAGUCCAAUAACAAUUCAUAAAUCCCAACCAAAUCAGUCAGCGUCCAUUGCAUCUCCAUCAAAGACUGCCUCUCCGAUCCAUAUUAAUUCUCAUGCAUCUCAAUCAAAACAUAAAGUAGAUGAUGACCUAUUCUGGGGUCCAAAUGAUCGGACAAAGCAAGAAACAAAACAAGGUGAUUUCCCACUUUUAGCAAAUGUGGGCAGCUGGGGAGGCAAAAGCACUGCCAGUAAAGGAAAUGCAAGUGGUUCAUUAAGUCGGCAAAAGUCGGUAGGUGCUAGGCCUAUUGAGCGCACUCUGUCACCCUCUCCUGCCUCUGCUCAGUACUCCCUUAAAGGGAAAAGAGAUAUGUUGACUAAGCAUUCUGAGGCCUUGGAUUUCAGAGCUUGGUGCGAGAGUGAGUGUGUUAGGCUUAUUGGGACAAAAGAUACAAGUUUCUUGGAAUUUUGUUUGAAGCAGUCUAGAUCCGAGGCUGAGAUAUUUCUUGUAGAGAACCUUGGAUCAUUUGAUCCGAAUCACGAGUUCAUUGAAAAAUUCCUCAACUAUAAGGAAUUGCUAGCAGCUGAUGUGCUGGAGAUUGCUUUUCAAAGGCGUCAGGACGGAACGUUAACAGAGUUGGGAACCAGAAAUGUAAAUUCCAGCAAUACAAACGUUGUCGAAUCCAACCAAGAUGGAGUCGACCCUGAUGGGCCUUUGAAGGCGGGAGGGAAGAAGAAAGGGAAGAAAGGAAAGAAAGUGAGUCCGGCUGUUUUAGGAUUCAACGUGGUCAGCAACCGGAUUAUGAUGGGCGAGAUUCAAUCGGUAGAAAAUUUAUAAGAAGCAACUUUGAUCACAACGAAAAAGGGCUAUAUGUAUUAACGGUAUUUGGGAUUAAUCUUUGGUUCCAUCUGAACUCUAUUUCUUUUUACUGAUAACCUCCCCUUUCUCCUUGGUAGCAAAAGGGUAACCUUGAAGAACGUUACAUUUUUGUCUAGAAGUUUCAAGAGACCGUUCAUGUUUUGUAUAAUCCGUAACAGAAAGGAAGUUAUAUUAUAACUGGCUUUUGUGGGAAGA